Messenger RNA from Drosophila arizonae, 1137 nucleotides. Its product is annotated as F-box only protein 32. The record is from RefSeq and is a predicted model, not a curated record. Gene Ontology annotation, molecular function: protein binding. Gene Ontology annotation, cellular component: cytoplasm; nucleus; SCF ubiquitin ligase complex. Gene Ontology annotation, biological process: protein ubiquitination. NCBI's taxonomy places the organism in Eukaryota, Metazoa, Arthropoda, Insecta, Diptera, Drosophilidae.
AAAAAAAAAAAAAAAAAAAACCGAAUACAACAAAACACACAUGGCGUUCAUUUCGAAAGAUUUUCGUUCACCUGGCGAAGCUUGGGUCAAGACAGACGAGGGCUGGGAACGCAAGAAGGUGCUCGAGUGUGGCGGCAAACGCAAGCGCCACAGCUCGGAGGGUAGCUGCCCGGAGGCAACGACCAGCAGCAGCAGCAGCAGCAGCGAGCGGGAGGAGGAGCAGGAAGAGGGCUGCAUGCCGCCGCAUUACCACAUCACGAUACGCUGCACCCGCGAGAUAGCCGGCUUCAAUGGUUUGAGCGAGGCGGUGAAGCGUCUCGAUUUCCGUCGCUCGGUGCGGGAUCGGAAGCGCUUCCACUACAUCUGUGCGUUCCUGCUGCUGGUCUCCAACAAGGGCAUUGCCAGCCUGCCGGGCAGCGCACAGCGCCAGCUGCUCCAAAUGGUCGAGGAGGUGGCCUCACAUGUCAAUGACAGUCAGCAGCAUCCGAAUGUGCUGCGCGGACUGGCGCUGAAGCUGGAACAGAUUGUCAACCAGGAGAACCAGAAGUGCUGGGGCAAACCCCUGGGUAGCACCUACCUGUGGCAGGAGCACAUGGCCCGGAUCAAGCGCAUUCAGCGCGUGGCCAGCCAGAUCGAGAUCCGCGAGCCCGACCCGGAGGCUCGACCCAAGCUGCACGAGCUGCCCGAGGAGUGCGUGCGCGAGAUCAUCUUGUGCAUCGCCGAUCAUCGGGAUCUGGAGUCGGCCGCCGAGGCCUGGGAGACCAUGGCCAAGCUGGUGUCGGAGCAGCGCAUCUGGCGUGAGCUGACGCGCUUCCACUUCAACCAGCGACAGAUCAGCACCAUACUGGACCUGGACAAAAUCAAGCAAAUGGGCGAGACCAAAGACUGGAAACAGAUCUAUCAUCAGCUGCGGCGCACCUAUGGCGUCAACGAUGACUACCAGUUCGCCGAGGUGCUGGCACUCUGCCGCUCCUGCUGCUGCCUCUUCUGGCCCUCCGAUGGCCAUCCGUGCAUCAUCGACCAGAGUCCCGACUACAAGCAGCGCGUCCAGGAGGCUGGCGGGCAGCUGGCGCUGGCUCAGCCUGUGCCUCCGGCACAGUUCUUGAAGUACUUUUCGUUGUAAGCUUCAGCAAGCAG